GAUUAUUUGGUAUUGAAGCACAAAAAUCCCACCGAAUGGGGAAUAGUGAAUCAAUUACUGAUGAUAGUCAUGAUGAUUUUCAACAUCAACCCCCUUCAUAUGCAGGAAGUUCCAUGGAAACUAAUUAUCAAAGAAGACAGCAACCCAGCUACAUCGCUGAUAAUUUCAACUCCGUGGAAGAG
Ilex paraguariensis (yerba mate) is the source of this 182-nucleotide messenger RNA. Lineage: Eukaryota; Viridiplantae; Streptophyta; Magnoliopsida; Aquifoliales; Aquifoliaceae. The record is from the annotation of a GenBank genome assembly.